AUAUGAAGCUCAGGUUUGUCUCGCGCGCUAAUGUGACCAGUAGAAGAACGUCAUGGUUUGGUUGUUGCUCUUUUAUCUGUCCGGCGUUUUUGCCGGACGCUUUUUUAACGACGAUCAUCCGUGUUUCAAACCUCUACCGAAAAGAAGUCAGCUGGGAGUCAAGACCAGUCCACGUCCCCAUGAAUAUUUGACUGUUGCGGAUCUCCCCAAAGCCUGGGACUGGAGAAAUAUCAAUGGCACCAACUUUGUCAGUACAACUCGCAAUCAGCACAUCCCCCAGUACUGUGGAUCAUGUUGGGCUCAUGGUAGCACAAGCGCACUCGCAGAUCGCAUAAACAUCAAGCGAAAGGCAGCCUGGCCUUCUGCAUAUCUCUCAGUCCAGAACGUUAUUGACUGUGGGAAUGCUGGGUCCUGCCAUGGUGGCGAUCACUCAGGCGUGUGGGAGUAUGCCAACCGUCAUGGCAUCCCUGAUGAAACGUGCAACAACUAUCAGGCCAAAGACCAAAAAUGUAAUCUAUUUAAUCAGUGUGGUACGUGUACUACAUUUGGCCAGUGCAACAUUGUGAAGAAUUACACUCUGUGGAAGGUUGGAGACUAUGGCUCGGUCAAUGGCCUGGAAAAGAUGAAAGCUGAGAUUUAUGCUAGAGGACCCAUCAGUUGUGGAAUAAUGGCCACUGACAAACUGGAUGCAUACACUGGGGGUGUAUACUCUGAAUAUGUAGCGGAUCCCUUUAUUAACCACAUUGUGUCCGUGGCUGGCUGGGGUGUUGAGAAUGGAGUGGAGUUCUGGGUUGUCCGUAACUCCUGGGGUGAGCCAUGGGGUGAAAAGGGCUGGUUAAGGAUCGUGACUAGUGCUUAUAAAGGUGGCAGCGGGAGUCAGUAUAACCUGGCCCUAGAAGAAGACUGUAUGUAUGGUGACCCAGUUUUGCCAGAAGGAUACAUGCAUUGAUCUGGGGAAGACAGAGACAGCACCCAAAAAUCUACUAAAAAAUUAAUUCAUUUGAUUCAGCUAAUGAGUAUGUGUGUAGCCACUCCUAUUACUGCUGACAAUAGCACAAGAUAAUGUUUUUACUAAUGUUUAAAUCAGACCCACAAAUCUUUGCCAUUAUGCAAAAUGUUGUUUGAAUUCUUUUUAACAAUGUAUUUUACACUGAAAAUUUUCAUGUACAACAUGGACUUGAAAAAUGAUUUAAAAUGUAAAUGAACAGAUUUUUUUUGUCUUAAAUAUAGCUCUGAAUUAUUUUGA
This is a messenger RNA of Silurus meridionalis, 1246 nucleotides long. It is a transcript of the gene ctsz, whose product is annotated as cathepsin Z. The transcript has 6 exons. Gene Ontology annotation, molecular function: cysteine-type endopeptidase activity. The coding region runs from base 53 to 949 and encodes 298 amino acids. Gene Ontology annotation, cellular component: lysosome. The record is from RefSeq and is a predicted model, not a curated record. NCBI's taxonomy places the organism in Eukaryota, Metazoa, Chordata, Actinopteri, Siluriformes, Siluridae.